This is a messenger RNA of Cylindrotheca closterium, 789 nucleotides long. The record is from the annotation of a GenBank genome assembly. NCBI's taxonomy places the organism in Eukaryota, Bacillariophyta, Bacillariophyceae, Bacillariales, Bacillariaceae.
AUGCCCACGAUGAAUGAAAGAGAAACAAAGCGGAGCAGUACAGCCAAAUACAAGGAAUCAGAAUGCAUUUGUGAAUCUCACUCAAAACCGACACAGCCCCCCAUUGCCUCUGAGCUACCUCCGGAGCUUGUCAGAGAAAUUGGAAGGUUCUUGGAAGCCCAUGAAACCGCCCGUUUCUCUCAAACUUGCCGCUCCAUAUUCACAGAUCUUUCCUUUGCAACACACUCUUCUCUGGCCACUGGCUACUUCGAAAACUCAAUGAUGCUCAGAGGAAACCAAGAUGACAGAAACCGGCCUAUAUGCAUAGGGGCAAUUAUUCCGCAGUAUGACAACUCCUUUCAUUCUUUCACAUUGAAGUGUAAAUGGAAAGAUCAGGGACGCGGACGGCGAAAAGGACGACUUUUUGUUGUUGCCCAUGACAUCCCAGAUGGCCUCGACGCCUUAUCCGAAAAUUUUGAGCAAUCCCUCAUGGGUCUUCCAUUCAAAAAGAAGAAAGUGGUGCACCUUUCCGCGUUUGCCCAUCACCGAACGUCGUCGUUACAAGUUUUAAUUUGCCCACAACCGAACAAGAUAUACCAGAUAUGGUGCAAGGUUGGACCUGGAACAAAGUUUUCUCUUAGUCUCAAGGACAUAACACUUCAAUUGGCGGCAUUCGGAAAUCGUGCACCAACUUGCGCCUUUUAUCAGUUCCAACAAACGAGACAGCCCCCCUCCAUUCAACAAGCCAUCAUGCCUCAAAUGAACGAUGAUGGACGCUUCCCGACUUAUUGGCACGCCGACAUCAUGUAG